Aphanomyces astaci is the source of this 964-nucleotide messenger RNA. RefSeq lists its product as hypothetical. The record is from RefSeq and is a predicted model, not a curated record. The transcript has 2 exons. Lineage: Eukaryota; Oomycota; Saprolegniomycetes; Saprolegniales; Verrucalvaceae. The coding region runs from base 76 to 936 and encodes 286 amino acids.
ACCUACUAGUACUCCAUAACGUUACCAUUACCAACUGCUCCUUGCCGCGGCCGCCUUCGCUGACUCUACUGAAGCAUGCGGCGAAUUCCACGGAUUGCGACUACGUUGAUGUGCAUCCUUGCAUUGCUCAUCCACGUGACCGAUGCUGUGCCAGGAAAGGACUGCGCCAAGACGCAGUGCACCAACAAAGCCAACUGGGGUGGCUUCAUCAAGAACUCGAAUGGCGCCACCUCCUGCCGAUGUAGCGACGGCCCCACUUGCGAUUGUUUCCAAGGAGCACCAAAGUUCUUCUUGUGUUUGUCGUAUGCCGGUGAAGUGCUGGUGGGGAACCCAGCCGAUGCCGAGAAUUGCCCCGUCGGCCAAGUCGAUUGCCGUACGAUGACAACGACGAUCUCCGUUGACUUGUCCCACCUGACACACUUCUCGAUAGGAAACUGCAAUGCCACCACCCCCACGGCUGCCCCAGUGGCAACGACGUCCGCACCGUCGGUGACGGCCACUCCGGGCGAAAACCCCAGCCCCGCGUCACCUUCCUCCAACGGCGGCAAUGGCGGCAGCGGCAGCAACAGCAGCAACAGCGGCGGCGGUGGGUCUAUUGCCACGACGAUCAACCCAGCCUCCAUACCCAUCGACACGACCCUCGUCCCAUGGCAGAUUGGUCUUGCGAUCGCGUCUGGCGUCCUCAUGCUGGUCGUCGUCGUGUGCGUCCUUGCGUCGUGGCGGAAGGCCUGUUCCGCCUCCCAAGCGGCCGACAAACACGCGAACGACGAUGCGCGCUUCUACCGCGACAACUAUCGGUCCCAAACGUUCCAGCAGUCGCAGCCGCCGCAGUCGGUCGCGUCCCAUCGACGCUCGUCCCUGGCGCAGUCCAUGCUGGACCACGCACCGUCAAAUCAGCAACCCCCGCGGGCGCCGCCGCCGGUGGCGUCGUUUUAAACGAUUUAACAUGUGUUCUUUUAUUAGC